Messenger RNA from Brassica napus (rape), 1836 nucleotides. RefSeq names its product berberine bridge enzyme-like 7. The record is from RefSeq and is a predicted model, not a curated record. Lineage: Eukaryota; Viridiplantae; Streptophyta; Magnoliopsida; Brassicales; Brassicaceae. Bases 109 to 1692 code for a protein of 527 amino acids. Gene Ontology annotation, molecular function: FAD binding; oxidoreductase activity. The transcript has a single exon.
AUGACGACACAAGAGUCAAUUUUAAAUUUAUUUUUCUCACUAGAUUUUUUUUGUUUUAUAAGCUAAAAUCCUAAUAGAGACAUAUGACAUAUCUAUCGAGAGAGAAAAAUGAAGGAUACAAUCUCUGUUUUGUGUCUUGUUCUUUUGGUUUCGGUUUUAGAAGUAGCAAUAGCAAAACCGAACUCUGCAAACUUUAUCGAAUGCCUUCACUAUCGGACUAGUCCGAAGAAUCCAGUCACCGAUGCCAUCUUCACCCCCGAUAACACCACCACCUUCUUGUCUUCUUACUUGUCCUACACGAAAAACAAGAGGUACUCGAGCCCUAACCAAAACCUACUAGCCAUCGUGGUGGCAGAACAUGUAUCUCAUGUUCAAGCCACCGUGGUCUGCGCAAAGACCAACGGUAUACAACUCCGUACCCGAAGUGGCGGUCAUGACCUCGAAGCCCUUUCUUACAUAUCCUCUGUUCCAUUUGUCAUUCUUGAUAUGCACAAUCUUAGGUCAAUUACCAUUGACGUGCCACGCAAGAAAGCUUGGGUUCAAGCUGGUGCCACCUUGGGAGAGCUCUACGUAAAGAUCAAAGACGCAAGCAAAACGCUAGCGUUCCCAGCUGGCGUGUGCCCUACGGUAGGAGCAGGAGGGCACAUAAGCGGUGGAGGGUACGGUAAUCUCAUAAGAAAAUAUGGAAUCACUGUGGAUCAUGUCGUUGAUGCUCUAUUAGUUGAUGUCAACGGCAAGCUCUUGAACCGAGCUACCAUGGGAGAAGAUCUCUUUUGGGCUAUCCGUGGAGGUGGGGGUGCAAGCUUCGGAGUUAUCCUCUCUUGGAAAAUUAACCUCGUGGAAGUUCCAAAGAUCAUGACAGUGUUUAGGGUUAACAAAACAUUGGAACAAGGAGGCACUGAUGUUCUCUACAAGUGGCAGCUUGUCUCCACCAAGUUCCCUGAAGAUCUUUUCAUUAGAGCAUGGCCUCAGGUCGUAAACGGAACAAAACAUGGCGAGAGAACCAUCGCGGUUGUGUUCUACGCUCAGUUCUUGGGUCGAGCCGACAAGCUGAUGGCGUUACUAAACAAGAACUUGCCUGGGUUAGGGCUAAAACGUGAAGAUUGUCACGAAAUGAGCUGGUUCGAAACGACGCUGUUUUGGGCUGAUUACCCUGAAGGAACACCACCGAGCGUUCUUCUAGAAAGACCUACGAAUCCAGGAUUCUUCAAAAGCAAAUCUGAUUACGUCAAGAAACCUAUCCCUAAAGAAGGGUUCGAGAAGCUCUGGAAAAAAAUGUUUGAAUUCAAACACACUGUGUGGAUGCAAAUGAACACUUACGGUGGAGUGAUGGACAGGAUUCCGGCCAACGCCACGGCGUAUCCUCAUCGGAAAGGAAACAUGUUCAAGGUUCAAUACUCUGCGACAUGGUUGGACGCAAGCGAAACAGAGACUACCCUUAGACUGAUGAGGGAGCUAUAUGAGGUUGCGGAACCGUAUGUCUCAAGUAACCCGAGAGAGGCGUUUUUUAAUUACAGAGAUAUUGAUAUUGGAAGCAAUCCUAGUGGUGAGACAGACGUGGAUGAAGCUAAGAUCUAUGGUACCAAGUAUUUCUUGGGGAAUUUGAAGAGAUUGAUGCAAGUAAAAGCAAAGUAUGAUCCUGAGAAUUUCUUUAAGAACGAGCAGAGUAUUCCUCCUGUUCGGUUCAUGUAGUAUAAUGUUGAUUACUCUUCCAUCAUAUAGAUACUUAUCAACAAUAAUAAGUUGUGUUCUCAAGAGAAGAAAAUAAUAAUAAGUUACGUGGGCAUUGUUAAUGAACAAAACUGUUCACUCUAAGGUUUUGAACAUUUAAAUUCA